UCCGGUACUAGCCUGACCUUUUACCUUACCAGAUAUCCAUAGUAGACGCAAAAAAAGAAGAAAUCUUUAUUUACAGAGCGAAAGUGGUGAAUUUCUCAUUUUAUAUAUUUGAGUGAUUUAAUCAAAUGGUGUUGAGGUGCUGAGAUUCUGAAAAAAAAAGCUUCCUCUCGCUCGCAACAAGAACAGCUUUUGCUCGAUCCAGCGGCGUUGUCGUUUACUAUCCACUGGCCAUGGCAGAGCCAUCUUCGUCUUUGUCGUCAUCCAAGGACGAGCUGAUUCAGCUCAUCAAGCGUCUAGGAACUUAUCUCGCCCUCAAGAUGUCAAAUCCUUUCUCGAUCUCGUUACACAAACUGGAUCCACGAUCUGUUGGGGCUAUUGCAGGGCUUGCUGUUGCAAUUAUCUUUACCUAUAGAUUGAUGAGGUCACCUGCAGCACCCCCAAGAAGGCUACCAAAACGUCAAAACCCAUCAACUAGUAGCUCUUCUCUCAAUACCCAGUCAAAUGCAACAUUGACGCGAUCUGGAGUUUGUUCACCUUCAGAGGAUUUAAGAGCACAAAAUGUUGCUGAUGAAUUCUUCCAGCCAGUAAAGCCAACACUAGGGCAAAUAAUUAGGCAGAAACUAAGUGAAGGUAGAAAGGUAACAUGCCGUCUGGUUGGAGUUAUCCUUGAGGAAAGCAGUCCAGAGGAGCUGCAGAAACAAGCAACAGUGAGGUCCUCUGUGUUGGAUGUGCUAUUGGAGAUAACCAAAUUUUGCGAUCUUUAUCUCAUGGAGAGAGUUAUUGAUGAUGGAAGUGAAAAAAAUGUGCUUCUGGCCUUGGAAAAUGCUGGAAUUUUCACCUCUGGUGGUUUGGUUAAGGACAAGGUUCUCUUUUGCAGCACAGAAAAUGGACGGUCAUCUUUUGUUCGGCAACUAGAACCGGAUUGGCAUAUUGACACAAAUCCCGAAAUACUUUCUCAGUUAGCUAGGUUCAUCAAAUAUCAACUCCAUAUUUCUCCUGUCAGAUCUGAAAGGACUGCAGCAAAUGUCUUCAGCUCUCCAUCCUUGGAGUACUUCUUCGGAUGCGCUUGACUGUCUUGAACUGGUAAAAAGAUGCAAAUAUGUUUUAAAGUUGUUGUUCACUACCCUUUGGUCCCUUUUCCGUUACAGCCCGUCCCGAUGUUUUCUUUUUCUAGGCACCCUUGUGCCGAUAUGUCGAGUCUUUUAGGAAAACAUUUGUGAAAUAGGGUUCAACAUUCGAACUUGUUAUCAAUUAAUGUUUGUAAUCUUGAUAGCCGAAGGAUAUGCAAUGCAAUCUUAAAGAAUAAAUUUGUUGCUUCA
This is a messenger RNA of Hibiscus syriacus, 1319 nucleotides long. RefSeq names its product peroxisome biogenesis protein 22-like. The record is from RefSeq and is a predicted model, not a curated record. NCBI's taxonomy places the organism in Eukaryota, Viridiplantae, Streptophyta, Magnoliopsida, Malvales, Malvaceae. Bases 231 to 1070 code for a protein of 279 amino acids. The transcript has 8 exons. Gene Ontology annotation, biological process: peroxisome organization.